UAUGAACCGAGGUACUACCUAACGGUUCUUCUGAUACGUUGAUGUUUUGUUAACUUUCAUGGUCUCUUGCUGUCUUGUUCGCCACAGUUUGCACCUUGUAUUAUCAAAAUUGCACUGCACUACAAUUUAUAUAAUUAUACAAUUGUGUUGCUCCCAAUUUUUGUGUGAUAUCUUUCCGUGACUUAAUAACAUUGAACUUUUUUUGUGGCAGCGUUAAAGUAAAUUUACGCAUACAUUUACACCAAUCCCGACAAUAAGGUAUGCCAAUGAUCGAUCAGGAGAAUCAGGUAAAUUGUUGUUCAUUCUUUUCGCUUUUACAUUACCAUGUUAUUGCUAUUAUAUGUUGUUUUUGUUAAAUGCUGCAAUGCCAAAUAGGCCUAGGAUUAUGUCAAGUCCACUGUUAUAAGGUAAGGUAAAGGAAAAAUUGUAUUACAGCUGUAAUAUUGCAAAGCUUAUAAGAAAUAUACAUAUGUAGCACUUAUUAUAAUAAUAAUAAUAUGAUGUGAUUUGGUGUCGGGUCAGACUUAAUGAUUCGCUGAUGGAACUUUCAUUUCUACAAUUGUAGUUUAUGUCUUACAUUUAUUAGAAAAACUUACUUUGUGCGUGAAUGUAAUGUUCAGCUAGAGUAGUAGAGUGGGCACACAGUUAUGAUGUGGCAAAAGUAAUAUAUAAUUAUAUUGUACCUACUUGUCCAUGUAGGCGUAUACACUUUUACCCUUGAUCUCCCAUAAAGAACAAAUUUGUGUUAUUUUAAUUCAUUAUUUUUAUAAAAUUAGUUGCCAUGAAAAUAAGUGUUAAUUAAGUUUUAAAAUUUCUUCAGUAUUAUUGUUAGGUAUAUAGAGACCUACAUAAUAAACAAUACAAAUAACUAAAAAACAAAUAUGGUAUGACUUCAACUUAAUAAAUUGUGUUUUUUAUUACUAUUAUUAUUUUUAAAUUUCAACCAUCACAAAAAAAAUACUUUUUAUUUUACAAUUGCGCUUUUUAAUAUUGGUGAUUUUUAUAUUUUAAAAAUAGUAAUUUUAUUUUAUUUAUUUUAGCCUAAUCUUCCAAAUGGAACUGAUUCAUCAAACAAUCCAUUUCAAGAUAAGACAGUUAUAAGAAAAGGUUAAAAAUCUAUUUUUUAAAUUUUAUUUUGGAAAACAAUGAUAUUCUAAAUUAAUUAAUAUUUUUCAGAUGUUUCAGAUAAUAUUUACAGUAGUCAAGAGGAAUAUUUAGGUGAUGUGUCUUUAGGCAAUUUUAAUGUAUCACAGCUUGCAAAUAAAUUAGAACAGUUGGCUUUAGCUACUCCUCAAACUACAAGAAUAAAACCUGAUAAUUUUAUAAUUGAAGAGGAUUUAGAUUUCAAAGAACGUCCAGAUUCAGCUGAUUCAGAUAGUGGUAGACCUGUUACUUCGAAUGACAGUUCUAUUUAUAGGUCAUUUAUAGUAGAUUCUGUUGAAAAUCAACAGUUAGAUAGUUUGGAAUUUUCAUCUACUAUUUGCAAUGAUGAUGUAAAUGAAUCUGGACAUAAUAUUGAGUCCGUACAUGAAAAUUUAUCAUCAGUAAAUUUAGAUUUGGUUAGUUCCGAUUUUGAAGAUUCGACACAAAACCUAACUGUACAUUCUCUUUCACAUAAAUCAUCAUCAGAAGAAACAUUACAGAAUAAAUCUUAUCAUUCGAAUUCAGAAUUCAAUAAUUUAACAAGAGAAAAUAUUUCACUGAUGGAUAGUAUAGGAUCAGAAACACAAUUUCAGGUAUGGUAAUAAGUUCUUCUGUUAUUAGUUUUUACUAAAUGUUUGAAAAAAAAAGUACUUGUAGAAAUUUCUACAUUAAUUAGAUAUAGGUACACUUAUUUUUUUAUAAUCUGUUUUUUAUUAGAAAACACAAUAUUUAUAUUUUAAACAGAAUUCUAUAGAAUUAAUUCCAUUUUAUUAGAUUAUAUUAUAGAUUGACAUAAUAAUUUUUCAACACUAAUGACUAAAAUUGCAAUAAAUAUUUAAAUUCCUUUAUUGUAGUUUAGGUUAUGUUGCUAUGACCUUUGAAUGUUAACUGUUUGCAUUUGAAAAUUAAUUUUUAGUAAAACCUAAAAGCAAUAAGACAUCUCGGUUUUUGUCAUUUUUCAGAGCAUUAAUUUGAAAAACAAAUAAAACAAAAAUAUACCCACAUAUUAUAAACUAAAAUCAAUACAUAUUUCAUGAGUACAAUUUUCAUUAAUAUUUAUUAUAUUAUUACUAGUUAAUAUUUAAUUUAGUAAAACUUAGGUACGGUUUAAUUAAUUAUUAUAUUAUACCUAAUAAAGUUGCAUCAAAUUAAAUACAAGUUUAGGAAAUAAAUGGUUUUAAUAUUAAUCUGUAUGAAACUGAUUUUUUUUAUAUAACAAAUAGAAUAAAAAUAUGCGUAUUAAUAUUUAUUUGAAUAUAUCACUAAUACUCACACCAAGAUGAGAUUUUUCAUAUGUUAUUUAUUUUAAUUUUUGUUUUCAGUCAAACAUUUAUGAAAGUGAAAGUAAGAACUCCAGUGAAGCAGGACCUGUGAUAGCUGAAGGUAAAUAGAUUUAUUCAAAUUAAAUAUUAAUACAUAGUAUUGUACUUUAUUACUUUCUUGAUUUUUAAUUAAGUAAGUUGUCAGUAUGAUAAUUGAAAUAAAAAUAAUUUUUAUGUUGAUAACUUUAAGAGCAUGUGGUAAAUAGGAAAAAACAAUUAUUACUAUUUUAUAGUAAAAAUAUAUUUGUAUUAGCUUUAAAGGUAAAUUUUCUCAUUUUUUCUGUUGAUUUCCUUUUCUCCGCUUUUCCCAUUUAUUAUGAAAAUCCCCAGGAAAAUCAAAAAAUAACCUAAUCUCCUCAAAGUACCGCCCCAGUCAGAUUUUCUUUCAGUAAAAGUGCUACAUUUGAAAAUUAGAGCAAAAUUAAUGGUUGAAAUGUUCACAGAUAAAAAAAUAUUAUAAAAUCAAUACAUUAAUCACUCCACUCAGAAUCUAAAAUUUGUCUAUAAGUUGUAAAAUAUUAAAAAUAAAUUAUUUAAGUUUUUUAUUUAUCCUAAUAUAUUUAUAUUUCAGAUUAAUUGAAAAUCAUAUUACAUUUUUUUAUCUUAUCAAUUUAGAUUCUAUAUUUGUUAUAUUGUUAUUGUAACAACAUUGAAUUAUGAUAAAAAAGGGAUUCAUUUAAUUAAUUCCAAUCAGCUCUUUUUAGAGCUUUCUGCUGAAAAUAAAUUAUAAGCUGACAAUUACAGCUGUCAACAAAUAAAUAAGAUAGUGUUAACAUAUUGGAUUUAUUAAGAAUAUUUACAAUAACACCAACAACCUGUUGAUGAGGUACAAAUAUACAAUUGGUGAUUAAAUAUUGUAGAGCCAUUUAAGCAUCAUAAUAUGAUAAAAAUUAUUGAAUUUUGAAUCUUGAUAAAAAAAAAAAAAAAAACAAAGAGAUACUGAGAAGUAGAAUAAUUUGUUUUGAAAUCUAAUAAACUGAUUAUAAAAUAAAGGCAAUUGUAUUUAUAUUUUGUUUAUAAAACUACAUUUAUAUUACAAUAUUAUGAUAUAAUUGUAAUAUUAUUUAAACUUUUUUUUUGUUUUAAUAGUAUUUUGAUUAUUAUUGAUUUUAAUUUGUAAGUAUUUAGGUCUACCUUAUACUUGUAUUGUAUAAAUUAAAAAUUAAAUUAGUUUAUAUAGAAAUACAACUUUCUAUAUAAAUAGGUAUAUGUAGCGUUUAUUAUUACAUUAUUAUAUUUUUUCAAACUAAUUAUAUUUAAUAAUAUUUGACAACAGGUUUCUCUUCAGCUGCUGAUUACAAUUUUGAAAAUUUGGAAGCACUUGAAUCAGUAAGAUCAUUAAAUGAUGAGGAAUUUCGAAGAUUAACUAUUGCAAGGAAAUCUUUGUAUGUAGCAUUUGAUCCAAUUGUAAAUAAAGCUAACCAGGAGUCUAAUUCUCGGUGAGUAAACAUAUUUAAAUAUAAUAGUAAUUAGAAAAAAACAAAACUAUUGUAUUAUUUGUGUUUUAGUAUGUACAUAUUUUUUUAGUAAAUUUGAUUAUGUAAAUUAUACUGUAUGCACUAUGCACGAAUAAAAUAUAGUAGGUAUUAAUUAACUUAUCUUUUUGGUACCAAUUUUAUCAGUACAGUUCAUAUUAAUUGUUUUUUAUUUUUAGGUUUUUACUUAUCUUCUUUCACUUCGCUUUUAUCCUACACAAGUGGGGUCAGCUUGUCUUUUGAUCACCCUCCACAACUCCUCAUCUAUCAUAAUUUCUUCUUCUAAUUCAUUAUACUUAUUAAUACAAUACAUACAUAUUAGCACAAAAGUAUAUACUACGAACGUUUGACCUAAAUUUAUUACUAUUCUACAUCAAUAAAUUAAAUUAUGAAUUUCAAAUUUUAAAUCUAAAAAGAAAAUAGUAGUUUGAUAUAAAUGGUUAAUAUUAUUGAUUGAUAAUAAAUGGGAUAUUGUUUUUCUUGUCAUAGGAAAGAAGCAUUAGACAAUUCACUAGCUAUGGAGAAAACAAUUAGUUCUCCACAAUCCAGUGGAUCCAACAAAUCUCUGAAUGUAUGUAAAUAUUAUCUCAAAUUAUUAUUUAUUUUUUAUUUUUCAAUAUAGUUAUAAUUAAUUGUUCUAAUAUUUUAUUUACAGAUAUCAGACAAUAAAAUUAAUCAAAGUUUUAACAAAGAUGAAAAAAUCAUUAACACUUCAAAAACUAAUGACAGAGAAAAAUUAUACCUAGUAUGAGAUUUUUUUAAAGAAAAGCAUCUUCAGUACUUUGUACGCAAAUGACUACUAUAUUGAUUAUUACUUUUAUUUUUUAUAUAGGAAAAAAUAGAAAAGUUAGAAUGUGAAAUUAAAAAUUUAAGAAAUGAUCAAAUGGCUGAAAAAGAAAAGGUUAAAAACUUGACUAACUCAUUGAUAUCAGUUACCAAGAGCAAAGAUCAACUAAGGUCCUUAUAAUUGUGUGAAAUUAUUUUAAUCCUUAUGAAAUUUUUAAAUGACUACUUUAACUAAAUUUAUUAAACUUAUAUAGUACUGUGAUUGGUGAAUAUGAAAAAACCAUUUCUGAUAUGGUCUCUAAAAAAGAAGACGUACAUAAAGAAUAUGAAGCACGAAUUGCAUAUAUUGAAGAGGAAAGAGCAAAAAUGGAACGUCACUUACAAAAUUCUGAAAUGGCAUUCAACGAUGUUCACGAGUAAGACUUAUUUAUAAAUGAUUCAUAUGUUUAAAUAAGAACUACUAUAACCAUAGUAUAAGCUCACCUAUUUACUUUGUAAUAGUGUGUUUUCCAAUUUCUACUAAGUAUCUAAUAUCUAUAGAUAACCAUGGUGUACUAUUUCGUUUAUAAGUAUAAUAUAAGACGUAGGUAAUAUUAAAUUUUAAUAUUUAAAUAGAAUGUAUCAUUACAACAAGGAGUUACAUAUAUUUAUACCACCGAAAACAUAAAUGUUAAAGGAUUCAUGUUUGAUACAAAAAGCUUGUUAGCUCCACCAAAAAAAAAAUUAAUUUAAUUGGGGUGCUAAAUUUAAAUUGAUAAAAAAAUUGCUGACUACAAUAAUUUUAUAUUAUCUAGGUGUGUUAAAUUGGUGGUUGUACAUGAAGGCAAUUUCUUUGCCUAUGUAUAGCAUAGUGGGCAAAUAUAUCGUGCUCACCUCAAUAAAAUAUAGAUAAAACUAUGAAUAACAAAACAAAUAUUUAAAUUGAAUUGGAUUUAUAUUAUUCAUUAAUCUUCUCAUAAAUAAAAAUAUUUGAUAUUCAAAUUUCAAAUAAAUAUUAUUAAAAAUUUUUUUAACAACUGAUAUUAUGGCUUCAAAAAACCAGUUAAAAUUGAUAAUCCUACUUAAGGAUGUGCUGAAGUCAAGGCUCAAAAUUAACGGCUCAUUUCAUGAUGAAAAAAAGUUUAUAAUUUCUGUUCUCAAAUAAUAUAAACAUAUUAUAUAUUUUUAAAAACCACGUGUUACGAUUCAAUACAUUUUCAAUAUUGAGCACUGACAAAAAGUAAAAAAAAAAAAAAUAUAAUAGAUAGGAAAGAUGAAUUCUUUCUCUUCUACGUAUAUUGCAUUCAAGAAUAGUUGUACAAUGAAACCUCCUCUAACAGUCACUUCCAAAUAGAAGACGUUUUUUAGGGAAUGUGGAUAUUUUUACUAUUUAAGUAUAGAAAAACUUCUAAAUAUGGAACACUCUAAAUAACUGACAAUUUUUGAUAUUGAUAAUUUCAUAAAUUGACAAUAAUUGUUGAAUACCUAUUCAACAGGUACCUGAAUAUAGAUAAAUUCUAUUUUUCAAAAUCUGUACUAUUAAGUUUUUUUUUCAUUACUAUUAAACAUUUCAUACUAUAUCUUAUAUUAUCCGUUCAAUCAUUAAAAUAUUAUGAAUGUAAUGAAUUCAAGAAAUGUUGUGACUUAUGCAUUGUCCUAAUCCUAUUCAAAUUUAGUUGCGUUUCUGAUGCCAGUAUACAAAUGUUUAUUGUAGUACUAUGGCCAGUAAAAAAUAUUAAAAUUAGAAAAUGACUUGACUAUGCCUCUAGUUAAUAGAUAAGCUAAAGUAACUGAUUUUUUUCAUAAAUGUUAGUUUUUAAAAUAUAUUGAAUUAAUGAAAAAAAAAACAUUUAUUUAAAUAAUUAAUUAAAUAAAAGUACAAUUUCUCUCUCUAAAUAACAAACACCUCUGGAUAACAGACAAAAUAACAGCAACCAAGUGUCCGGUAUUUAGAGGUUUCAAUGUAUUUUUGCCCUCUCAUAUUAAAAAUAUUUGCUGUGCAUCUAGUGUUUAUAAAUUAGUAUGUAUACUUUUUUGUGGUACCUAUACAAUAUACAGUUUAUUCAUUUUGUAAAUAAUAUAAGUUGUUAUAAAAUAAAAUUAUCUGAGUUAAACUUAAAUUUUAUUUUUUUAUUUUUCUUAGGAAAUAUAAUUCUUCAAAACAAGUUAUAGAAGCAAUGAAAGAAAAUGAAGUCAAGUAUAAAAAUUGUCUCAAAGAAUAUGAAGAAUCUCUCAAAAAAUAUGAAGAUAAAUACAUGAGGUUGAAAAUGCAUGCCACUGAACAAAUGAACAAGUAAUACAAUUAAAUAUAUAAGUUAUUGAAAUAGUUUUGGACUAUUAAUAAAUGUUGUUAUAUUAUAAACUUUUAGAGCCACUGAAGAAAUUAAUGACAAAGAAAGAUCGUUUGAAGCAGAAACUUCAAAAAUGAGAAUAAUGAACAAACGAUUAGAAGUAAAAGUCAGAUCUUUGCAAGAAUCAUUGGAAAGGAAAGACGUUGAGAAUGCCGAACUAACUAACCUUUGUGAUGAACUCAUAGGAAAAUUGGAUAGGAAAUGAAGUACAAAAAAGCAUAAAUAAAUUAAGUUUUAAAUUUACGAAUCUACAUUAUGAUUAUAUUACUUGAAUUUCUACUAACCAGCUUUUUGUUGCUGUUAUAAAUAUAUUUAUACUAAUAAAAAAAAAAUUGUAUAAAUUUAUAUACAUGCGAAAUGUUAAUCUUGUGUUAAAGUAUUAUGAUUAAUUAUAAUUGUACAUAUUACUUACCUGUUAUAAUCUAUCAUUUAUUUUGAUUAUUAUUAUUAUACCUUCUUUUAUUUUUAUGUUAAUAUUAAGGUUGGAGGAUUUCCAAUAUAACUAAAUUAUAAAACAAAUAUGUAUUUUUAUUUUUAUUUAUUUGAAAUUGUUUACAGAACUAUUAAAUGUGUAAAUAGAAGUUUUUAGUAAUGUUAUUUUUUUAAAUCUGCAAAUUAUUUUUCAAUUAUCAAUUGUAAAUCCUCCUUCAAUAAUUGAAAAAUAUAUUUUUAUUUGUAACUGAUGCUUAAUGCAUUAGUUUCUUAGGUAAGUUAAAUGUAAUAAAAUUAAAAUAGUUAUAAUUAUUGUUAAAACUAUAUGAUCAUAAACUUUCUUGAUUGUCUAUUUAUAAUUUGAUUUUAAUUUAUUUUUUUCAAUCAAUUAUGUUCAUGAAGAAACCUGAGAAUUCCAGUAUGUUUACACAUUUUAUUUUUAAGAUCAUUCAAUAUUGCUUACUAACUGAUAAGCAGUUAUUAACUCUCACUAACAUAUUACUCUAAUUAUGUUUUUAUUAUUAUUAUUUUUAUGUACAAGUAUGUAGCUAAUUAUUUUCAACCUAUGAGUAUGGUUUCAUAACAUUGUGUUAAAUCAUUUAAAUUAUUAUUCCAUCUUAAUAAUAUAAAUGUUAUACCAUAAGUAUAGAUACUAUUUAUACUCGAUGAUUAUAUACUUAUAACUUAUAUUUUUAAACCUAAUUUCAAGGUUCUAUAUGUUGUAUUUUCUUUACAUUAAUUAACACACUACCAAUGCACUUGUAUUUGAUUUAUUUUUUUAACAUUGUAAUUAUGUAUAAUGGAAUAAAUUUAAAAAAAAAAACACCAUUGUAACUUAAAUAAGUUCUAUCAAAUUAUAUUGUUUCCAUUGCAAAAUGGUGAAUAGAUUUUAAAAAUUUGACUAAAGUUUUAUUUUGUUAUAGGUACUCUUAAAUAAAUUCAAAGCAUACAGGUGACAUAGCGAGUUGAUACAGUAACAGACCUAUUUUUGUACCUUCCAUACAUUUCAAUGUUAUUGUAAUUUUUAAACAAGUUUAUAUUAUAUAUGUAUAGUUCAAACAUUUAAUGAGAACUGAUCAAUAAAGUCAUAUUUUAAACCAAAGGAGAUACUACUAAUUUUGUAAUACAUGCCAUCUAACAAAACUUUAAUAAUUAAUAAAACUGCUUAUUUUUAAGUCCUUAUUUUCCAAAACUUCAUUUAGACAUUUUUGAGAACUCUUACCUCUAAAAGAUUUUAAAAACUUUUAUAUUAACAAUGUUUAUUAAAAAUAUUGAUAUUUUCUGUUAAACUAAGGAAUACAGUUAUUUGGAAAAAUGUAUGGUUUAAAA
Messenger RNA from Cinara cedri, 8817 nucleotides. The record is from the annotation of a GenBank genome assembly. NCBI's taxonomy places the organism in Eukaryota, Metazoa, Arthropoda, Insecta, Hemiptera, Aphididae.